AUGUCUGCUCCGGAGCCAGUGGAAGAUACGCCCGCCCCCGUCCCUCUAUGCGCAAGGCAUAUCAUGGACGACCGCAACACCACCAACCAACGAGCGCCUGGAGUCCUCAUCUCCAAGCCCUCCGACCUGACACCUGAGGAGAAGGCCACGGCCAUCAGUCUUCUUAGCGCAUGGUGCAAGAAUCAUAGAGGCGGCUCCGAGCCCCUCGUCUUGACCAACUCUGGGAAAACCAUCGGCCGCGAUCCCGAGUUGCUCGAACAAACCGACUAUGACAUCUUCAUCGAAGUCGGCACCGUCAACACUCGCCUCUCUGGUACACGCAAGAGAAAGCGUGACCAAGAUGAAGUGUCUCAGACCCCCCUCUCCGGCCUACAGGGUGCGACCGCCUACCUAGGCUUGGAAAUCGGUUAUCGCUCUAUCACUUGGAUCGGCAAGUACAAGAGCAAGAGAAAGAACAAGGGCAAGGAAAAUGGCCAGGAAGAGGGGCCUAUCGACCCCUCUAUGAUCAACUAUAAUCUCCAUGAGGACGAGGCUAGCGCCUUUCGAGCUUGUAUUGCCAAUUAUGACAACAGUGAGAUUCGACGCGUCGAGGCCUACAACCGCGAAUACCUCCUGACUCUCGCACGGCGCCGCGUUGCUCAUUUCUCGGAGAAUGGUACCCGGGAGCCUCCCGUCAUUCGCUCUGAGGAUUAUCCCACCAAGGUAGAGCCCCUUGUCCUCGCCAGCGUGGCCUUGAACGAAGUCAAUACGACUGGGGGAAACAAGCUGAUCAUGGAACUUAGCAACGUCGAUUUGUCUCUCCAUCCCUCGAUCAAGGCAGAAAUGCCCCCAUUUCCAGAAGUUGGUUCAACUUCUCGAAAUUUGUCUCGCGACAUACCGUUUUAG
Molecule: messenger RNA, 885 nt
Organism: Fusarium vanettenii 77-13-4
Lineage: Eukaryota; Fungi; Ascomycota; Sordariomycetes; Hypocreales; Nectriaceae
Exons: 3
Coding region: 1-885 (294 amino acids)
Source: RefSeq, a predicted model, not a curated record